GCGCAAUCACCGUCUCUUCCCUUUGUUUGACCCGUUGGACACCUGUAGCUUGUAGUGUCUCGCAGAAAGGCGUAGAAGACUUGAUAGACGACGCCUCUGGACCCUGUAGGCUGCGCCCGUCACCGCCUCACCUGACCCGUGCUUUUACAGCGCUUGCACUGCGAUUUUUCGGCCAUCAGGGCUUCACCGACUAUGGCGCCGGCCGCAGCACCGGAGCCGCUGUUCCGCAAGGAUGAGAAGGCUCUAUGUUUUCAUCAUGAGCUCUUGUACGAUGCGAAGGUUCUGGACGUGAAGCCCCUGGACGAGGAUGAUAAGAAGAGUGGUUUCCAGUACAAGGUUCACUACAAAGGCUGGAAGAACACCUGGGACGAUUGGGUCCCUGAAGAUCGCCUGCGUAAGGUAACUCAGGAGAACCGCGACCUGGCGAACAGUCUCCGGCAAGACAUGCUUGCCGCUCAACGCGCUGCUCGCGCAGCAUCUACUGCAAGCAAGAAGAAGACUCAGGGCUCUGCUCGAGGAAGCGAGGAGCGUCAGACCUCCGUCGCCGCCGCCGGUCCCCGUGGGCAGAAGAGGCUCAGGGAUCACGAUCUCGAAAAGGAGGAGACCUUUCAGGCUCGCCGCGCUGUGCGGAUCCCCAUGCCCGACAGGCUCAAGAGUCUGCUGGUCGAUGAUUGGGAGAAUGUCACCAAGAACCUCCAGCUGGUGUCGCUGCCCUCCAAGCGACCUGCCGGCAUCAUCCUCGACGAAUACUUUGCAGCGCAGAAGGCUCAGCGCAGGCUCAGCGCAGUCGAAACAGAUAUUCUCGAAGAAGUCAUCGCAGGACUGAAGGAGUACUUCAACCGGGCUCUCGGCCGACUUCUACUCUACCGCUUUGAGCGUGAGCAGCUCUUCGAGAUUCACUCCGAAAUGGAGAAGCCGACAUCCGACCUGGCUGGCAAGACCUAUGCGGACAUCUAUGGUGGCGAGCAUCUUCUUCGGCUUUUCGUGACCAUGCCUGAGCUGAUCGCCCAGACCAACAUGGAUGCACAGUCAGUGGGUAGGCUCCGCGAAGAGCUCACCAGCAUGCUGUCUUGGCUGAGCAAGGAGCCGCAAGCCAGCACUUUCUUCUCGUCUGUGUAUACCAGUCCCAGCCAGGAGUAUAUCGACAGGGCCAAGGCUAGCACUUAAGAGGCAGGCAGGCCGGCAGGGAGAGCACGGUCAAGAGAGUUCCAUCAUGUUGCGCCUUGGGCACCACUGUAUCAUUAUUCCUUACACGAUCUGCUCGUAUUGGCGCACCUUCAGGGCAUUCAGAUAUGGUUAUGGGUCACGGUGUUAGGGUUUCAUAUACCUCUUUGGGGGAAUAAGUUUGUGCAUCCGAGAUGGUACAAUGAGCGGUAUAGGUUAUGGAUUUCCUAGAUGUGCAGAG
Messenger RNA from Westerdykella ornata, 1405 nucleotides. RefSeq names its product mortality factor 4-like protein-like protein 1. The transcript is spliced from 4 exons. Bases 193 to 1167 code for a protein of 324 amino acids. Lineage: Eukaryota; Fungi; Ascomycota; Dothideomycetes; Pleosporales; Sporormiaceae. Gene Ontology annotation, cellular component: nucleus; NuA4 histone acetyltransferase complex; Rpd3S complex. The record is from RefSeq and is a predicted model, not a curated record. Gene Ontology annotation, biological process: chromatin organization; regulation of DNA-templated transcription.